AUGCUGCCCCUGCAACCACACCCCGAUACCAUCCCAAAAUAUCACGACUAUCUCCUUGCUCGCUCCAAGGCUGCCUCACCUCCCUCAUUUUUUACUGAUAUCGCUCAUAUAGUCUCUGCCAGUCUUUCUCCCGUUCAGUCAGAUUCUCCAAGCGACACAGGCGACGACGACCGCCUGCCGUCACCCCAGUCGCCUUCCGCGAAUUACGGCUAUGCUAAUCGUAACUCUGGCCCAUUCGGUUCCCCCUCGUCCACUACUGAAAUGUACGUCGACCACAACGGUAGCACCUACCCACCCUCGGCCCACCAAUAUUCCGGUUACCGUAGUUCUGAACCUUUGAGGUCGUCGGACAUCCCUGGUACCUACCUCGAUGACUCACCAUCUCCCGACGAUGGUCAUCCGACGUCUACCAUUUCAGAUUCCCUUGGCCCAGGUCAGCAACAGCCGCGAUCUUCUCAUUCAGGGCAGCAGCAUUUGCCCGAGGGUCGUAUUUCUCAUGCACACCUUGUACCAGAUAGAUUUCCCCGCCCGCAGGCGGAUAGAUUUUCAAGUCACCAUCACCAUAUUAUGGAUCAGCGACGCAUGUCCGAGCCCGCUGUAUUAAGUGGUGCGAACUCCUAUGCACCAGAAAUUAGUAGCGGAAACCGAUACCAGCAGUAUAACUUUGCAUAUCACCCACCCGCUCUCAAUGCCUCGCGCUCCCCUGCUCCAUUGUAUAUCUCACGCGGAGCGAGUACUGGCUCGUUGCGAGAUCUCCGCAACCAACACUUGCAAUAUCCACCCCACGGCGGGGGCUGGAAAGAACAUGACAAAUAUCAUAGAAACAAUCUCGAAUACUACGACCAGUCUGGCGGGUUUGAUGAGCCAAUCUCACCCUGUCAACCCAACUUUACUGGUGGAGUGGUUGGCUCUCCAACAUCUGGUUUGCCAUACUCUCCCAUCACUGAAAAUACGUAUGGGCCCUCUCCUCCUGGAACUGGAACGUCAACAUCAUCGUCUGCCCCUCUGAGCGCUGGUGUGAACUGCGGUUCAUCGCGCUCACCUCCAUAUCAAUUCCAGAGGAACCCCUCUGCCAAUAGCAAUAAUUCUUCGGGUGAUUCUUCAGACCGAAAGACCUACUCAUUUGUCGCCCUGCCUGGCAAUGCUGUUAAAAAACGGCCAAGAAGGCGAUAUGAUGAAAUAGAAAGGUUGUAUCAAUGCUCAUGGCCAGAUUGCAACAAAGCGUAUGGAACGCUGAAUCAUUUGAACGCACACGUUACAAUGCAAAAGCAUGGUUCGAAGCGCAACCCCAAUGAAUUCAAAGAGCUCCGAAAGCAGUGGCGCAAAGCCAAGAAGGAAUCCGAAGCACCGUCUUCUACAAUUAUGCGAAGGUCUAGUUUCAACGCACGCCACGGUGAAUAUGACUACGAUCACCGCUAUGGACAGUCACCCCAUGUUUCACACCACCGUCAACACCCCUCGCGCCAGCCUGAUUUGGGCAUGCCUUCAUCCGUACCCAUUCCACAGCCUAUAACGCGUGAGCGGUACAGUGGUCCCGUCGAUGACGUCCGUUAUUCUGUGCAAGGUCGCGAUGGUCAUCCAUUACACCAUCCCGAUUCACCUGUUAGGCAGCGGUACAGUGACAAUUUACCCAACUCAUGGAACGGUACUCCGCCCCUCUCUUCGCGUGCCAGCCUGCAUCAGCCAUACCUGUCGUCGUCCCUUCCUUCCCAUCACGCUCAUCACUCCCAACUGCCCCAACUCUCCAUACAACCCAGCCAUGCUCCGUCGCACCACUCGCCUCUCUCUCCUAUGAACAUGGCGAUGAACCGCCUUCCACAAAAUAGUACCCUUUUAACCCCACUACCAGGAUAUCAAGCAUCUUCUUUGCUUCCUCCAUUAGCAGGUCACGAAGAGCUCAAUUAUGGCGAGUCAUACGAGGUCUAUGAAAACGACAGCAGACCUGGUACUGGGCAUACUAGCCUUGGUCCAGGAAGUGCCGACGAAUACGACCGUCGAUGAUGAGCUUCUUGGGCCUUCAAACCUCUUUAUGCGCCCUGCUGCGCCGCUCCUUACAGGUCUCAUACACCAUUUCUUGCACCAAUCGGAAUUUCCCCGCUAUCAACUUGCUAUCGACCAUUUUUUCUUGAAUAUUCCUUUCUUCGUUCUCACAUUUUAAUCUUGGAACUUCGUUUUACAUAUACCGCCUCUGGGGACUGUUUUAAAGGCCCUUUGAUAUCCUUGGCCUGACUUAAUUAUCUUGCUUCCGCAUAUGCAUUACAACCUCCUACAUUCAUUGUAUUCUACACAACCGUAGUUUUUCUACCCACACUUGGCGUAACCUCUGGCGUUGGUUCGCCUUAUAUAACACCUGUCCUGUAGUUCUAUGCCGUUGUACUUCUGAUUCUAAAAU
Laccaria bicolor S238N-H82 is the source of this 2392-nucleotide messenger RNA. RefSeq names its product Zn finger family DNA binding protein. The record is from RefSeq and is a predicted model, not a curated record. Lineage: Eukaryota; Fungi; Basidiomycota; Agaricomycetes; Agaricales; Hydnangiaceae. The transcript is spliced from 2 exons. Bases 1 to 2001 code for a protein of 666 amino acids. Gene Ontology annotation, biological process: regulation of DNA-templated transcription.